GCAAUGGCUCCUCGUUAUGACUACAUCAUUGUCGGCGGAGGCCUUGCUGGCUCUGUCCUCGCAAGCCGUCUAUCGAAAGGCCCAAACAGACCCAAGGUCCUCUUGGUGGAAGCCGGCCCUGAUGUAACCAAAAACGAUAUUAUCCCCUACGCCAAGAACCUUCCUUUCCUCAUCCACUCCGAGCUGGACUGGGCAUAUGCCACCGUUCCCCAAAAAGAGCUCGAGGGACGCAGCAUCAACAACCCAGCUGGUAAAUGCCUGGGCGGUGGCACUGCCAUUAACGUCUGCGGAUGGGAUCGAGGUGAUGGCCAUGACUAUGAUCAAUGGGCUGAACUCGUCGGGAAUGAGCGCUACAGCUACCAACGCAUGCUUCCCUACUUCAUCCGAACUGAAGAAUACCACGACCCCAAUGUGACCACUGGUCAGCACGGCUCGGACGGUCCUUUGUAUAUCGCCACCGCUGCAUCCACCGGACGUCACUACCCCCUCUGCGACCUUCUGCUCCAGGCCUGGAAGGAGAACGGCGUCCAGCCGCUGGACGGACUAGAUGGAAACAGCGGCAAUCCCACCGGCCUCGCCGAGCUCACCGAGAACAGACGCAAUGGCCUUCGUCAACUUGCCAGCUCCGCAUAUCCCCUGAACAGGGUCGGCAUCCUCACCAACACGCUUGUCAAGCGCAUCGUGAUCGAGGAGUCCACCGCCGUGGGAAUCGAAACCGCUGCUGGCGUUCAUUACUAUGGAAGAGAAAUCAUCUGCGCCGCCGGCUCCUACCGCACUCCUCAACUCCUGAUGCUCUCCGGUAUUGGACCCAAGGACACUCUCUCCCAAUUCAACAUCCCUAUCAAAGCCGACAUCUCGGAAGUCGGACGUAACCUCUUCGACCACUUGGAAAUGACUCAAUACUGGAAACUCAAGGAUCAAUAUGCCGGCUACGCUUUCGGAGUCCACAACCCAAACUUCACCAAGCCGCAGUUCGGCCUCGGUGUCCCAGUCGACUGGAUCGUCAAGACCGACGUGCCUAAAGAAGGUCUAGCCAAGGCCCUGGCAGCAGACGGACACGCCGACAACCACCCGCUCCUGCGCUCCCAACGUGCUGUCAUAGAACACCUGGUGCUGUACGCAGCUGCAUGUCCCGCUAACCCCGUCAUCUCAUUCGACGGUACCCAUAUUGCCUCCACGAUCGUGCACCUGCUCCCUACCUCCAAGGGCUCCGUCAGCAUCAAUUCCACCGAUCCGGCAACCAACCCCGUCAUCGACCCCCAGUAUCUCUCCACCGAGGCCGACCGCUACGCCUGGCGCAUGGGUCUACGCAAGACCGCUCAGUUGUUCCUCGGCACCGACGCUGGCAAGUCGUUUGUCGAAAGAGAGGUGUCCCCCGAUGCUUUCCGCCCAAUCACCUUGGAUUCGUCCGAUGAGUAUCUGGAUUCGCGCACUCGCCAUGGAGCUUUUUCCACUUAUCAUCCGUUGGGAACAUGCUCUAUGGGCAAGGUUGUCGAUACCGACUUCCGGGUUCAUGGGGUGUCGAACCUCCGUGUGGUCGAUGCAAGCGUCAUUCCUGUCCCAAUUGCAGCGCAUAUCCAAGCUGCUGUCUAUGCUCUUGCUGAAUUGGCUGCGGAUGUUAUUUCUGGUGAACUGUGAGGGCUAAGCAAGAAAGACUGUUUGUAUCAGGAGUCAUGUGCUGAUACUGAUCGGAC
Molecule: messenger RNA, 1694 nt
Organism: Aspergillus sclerotioniger CBS 115572
Lineage: Eukaryota; Fungi; Ascomycota; Eurotiomycetes; Eurotiales; Aspergillaceae
Product: GMC family oxidoreductase
Exons: 3
Coding region: 4-1638 (544 amino acids)
Molecular function (GO): flavin adenine dinucleotide binding; oxidoreductase activity, acting on CH-OH group of donors
Source: RefSeq, a predicted model, not a curated record